GGUACGUAUCGCUUAUCGUGCGAGCACGUUUUGCGCUCUCUACGCCGUGGUCGUGAGACACUUCUCACGUUACUCGAAGCAUUUGUGUAUGAUCCACUCGUAGACUGGACAACUGGAGGAACGACUGCUGGUGGUGCUGGUGGGGGCGGAGCGAUAGCAGUCACUGGAACAGGUGGUAGAGCAGCAAGACGACGUAUGGAAAGAGAAGUGACCAGGGACAUGUUGGCUGUUAGAUUUUCGGAGAUCAGACCGGAAUGGAAAAGCAACAAGGAGGAUAUUAUUAACCAAUUAACGGCAUUAUCGGCUAUAGCAGAACGUUUGACAAAUGAAUCGUGUCAGCGUGACCAGAGUUUAGAGCGAAAGAAUGCGCUUUUCAGAUCUAUGACUUUGGCGAAUGAUGCACUAUGCGAUCCUGGACAUAGGCUGAGACAACUGGGUCAUCGUAGAUUGACAUGCCAAAGACAAAAGGAAGCGCAUGAACUAACCAAACGAUCAAUAUAUGAACGCAAAGAAGAAUGUGAAAGACAAAUGUUAGCACACGCUAAUGCGUUAGAAGCAGUUAAAGCAACACAAUUAGGAAAUUGGGUUGUUGUUGAACUAAACUCUAUGACGACGUUAGGAAUAAAUGAAUUGAACAAUUCUGACAACCAAAAUACUCAGGUACUUUGUUUUGACAUAGUGCGCGAAUUUUUGCAUAGCGCUGGACAGACAGCUAUGACUAGCCAGUGCGAUGAAAAUGAAAAUGAACUUCUUGGUCUUGCGCGACAACAAGCUACUUUAACCAGAGUUUGUAUGGAGCUACUUGGAAGGUAUGGUACCAUUGUAUCACUAUAUCCUGUGACAAAUCUGACUCGCCAUCGCACAGCGCGAUAUUCCCAUUGGGCCAACAUGCUCCUGGUUGGAGAAUCACCUCAAGUUUGUCGCGAAGUAGUUGCACAAUUUCAAACCGAGUUUGGACCACCAUUGCCUGGAGCCGAACAACAACAUAUAGUCGCCUACUCAUUUAGAUUACAGAACACUCUUGCUGAAGCAAAUAUACGUCUACAAAAUGCUUGUGAAAGAUUGCAGCAAAUGGAGGCCGAUAAUAAUAUGACUGGUAAACCAACACCAAAAUAUGAAGAGAUUUAUCUGGAAGCACGUAAUAACAUUAACCAUUUCCUGCGAGUUCAAGAUAAAACCGCUGCAAGAUCAUUAGAAUCUAUAGUGGUUUCCACAUUAAGUACCCUAAAUCAACAGUAUAUAAUGUUAGAAACGGCCGCAUCGGCUGCCGGCGAAUGUCUGGUAGAUUUAAAUACAAGAGAGGGCGAUUGGUUCCUGGACGGUUUAAGAAUGACAUCAGCUUUGAUAGCUGAAAUGGUUAGUGUCAUAUCAACAGUUGGAAAUUCGGAUGACGUUCAAGGAGAAGAAUACAUUGUUUUAUCACUGGGUGCUUUACGAUCAACAGAUGCAUUAUACCAGAGCUUACAUGAUAUCAAUAAAAAUUUCCAAAAUAUUCUUCUCCCAGAGAUUCUUAAAGGUGUUCAAUCAGAAGAUCCAUCAGUUUUAACCAUAAUGUCUACAUUGAAAGACAUUGUUGCAGAAAUUGGAAUUCCAGUGCCUGAAUUGUUGAAACAGUUAGAAAUGCACUUGCGAUUCAUCAUCAUGGAAAUGGAUUCUCCUCACACAGCAUUACAUUCAAUUGUAUUAGAUAUACGUCAGAAAUUUGAAGCUUUACUCAAUAGUUGUGGAAAUUCAGAAAUAAGUUCUGAUGUAGCCACAGACAAAAUUUCAACAAAUUGCAAUUUAGAUCAUGGACAUAUGCUUCUCAUUGGUUUUUGGGGCAUGUGUGACAAAUUGCAAAGGCAGCAUGACGAAUUGUAUAGAAUUUUACAACAAUUGACUGUCGGUACGUUACCAUCUUGGAGAAAAUUGACCAGAUAA
Messenger RNA from Ctenocephalides felis (cat flea), 1920 nucleotides. Its product is annotated as serine/threonine-protein kinase SMG1-like. NCBI's taxonomy places the organism in Eukaryota, Metazoa, Arthropoda, Insecta, Siphonaptera, Pulicidae. Gene Ontology annotation, biological process: TOR signaling; negative regulation of macroautophagy. Gene Ontology annotation, cellular component: nucleus; TORC1 complex; TORC2 complex. The record is from RefSeq and is a predicted model, not a curated record. The annotation marks the transcript as partial. The transcript has 8 exons. Gene Ontology annotation, molecular function: protein serine/threonine kinase activity.